AGGAAGGGGGGGAGCUGCCAGUGAUUGAGCUGGCAAACACCGGUAAACACCAAAACAUUUUUGUGGUGGCAGGCUUCCCCAACAGAGAGGUCCAACAGCGAUUCACACAUCGAUCGAGAGAGCCCAUUUUACUCGCUCACCAACAAUAGGCUAUGAAAGGCCCAACCCUCCAACGUAAGCACUCUCAAUUUUUAUUAGCUACUACUACUACUUCGAGUAACCAAUCACCCUACCAUGGCACCAAGGCACGCAGAGAUGAUGGACAGACACAGCAUUCGAGAUGGCUCCACUACAUUAUUUGAAGAGUCUUUCGGAGUAGAUGAAGCCUUUGAUCCCUUUGAUACGACCGACCACGAGGAGGAGGAUUUUGGAGAGUCCUUUGCGAACGAUUUUGACGAUGUGGAAUUUCCCGAAAAGGCCGAUGCGGAGCCGUCUCGAAAAUCCUCCAAGACACCUCGCUCUCGCUCUCGAAGACCGAGCAGUCGAAGAACCAUGGAAGAGGGCAGUCGACGCGACAGUGCUCGUCGUUUGGGCGACAGCAGUCAUCGACUGGGCGACAGUAGUCGUCGGCUUGGAGAAAGCGGCCGCCGCGACAGCUCGAGGCGUUUGGGAGAAAGUACCCGCCGAGACAGCUCGAGACGAUUGGGAGACAGUUCGAGCCGAUUGGAUGAAAGUACCCACAAACAACAACCACUGGAUGGGAGUCUGAGCCGCAUUCCCGAUGGACCCCGAAGAAGAGCACGAAAUGGCCAGAAUUCUCAACAGGCGCGCGCCACAAAACCGACCAGAGGACCUUCGUUUCCCAAGAACACCGCUCGACGAUGCAGCAGCAGCACAGCCCUGGAAAAACAAUCCUCUGGGCGAACAAUGGAUGGCAGCUCUCGACGGCGAGGAUCCACCACUACCACAGAACUCUCUCCUCGCGGAGAACGAGGUCUCAGAUCCAAAAACCGUCGUUCGAUUACAUUGGACAACUCGGAUUGUCCAAUAUCUCCAGCCACUGGUGGCACAAGCAGCACUCGACGAUCUUCCGUUACCAGUGCUAGUAGCAGACAACUCUCCCCCAAAGACCGAAUGUCAUCGCGUCGUGCCACCCUGGGCAACUCGGAUGCCCGGCUGCGCAUCCGCAAAGCAGCCGCACUGCAACGAGAACGAGAACAGAGAGAACAAGAAGAAGCCAAAAUGAAGGCGCAAAAGGCCAAAUUGGAAAAGCAAAAACAAAAAACAAACGAUUUAUUAGGUCGCAAAUUGGCCAAUUUGGAUGCCAUGGGCAGCGCUCAUGGAGCUGAUCAUGAACCACUCAAUGGAGAUGGCAAGUCCGUGUCUUCCAAGAACAAUCGAGCCGAACUGAACUCCAGUAUGCAUUCCGCCGGGACUCGUGGUGGUACGGCCGAGCAACGACGGCGCCACCGACGCACGCAUUUAUCACACAAUAUACUGGUGCGAAACAUGAAUCAGCUCGCUGCAUCCUCCAUGCAUCACGACAGUAGCGAGUUUGGAGGAGAUGAGACGGAACACACAUUGGAUGAAAUUACAGAAGAAACAGAAGAAAUGUCCGUCUCGUCUGCGGAGCUUGCUGCGAAGAAAGCCGCAUGGCAACGACGAAGGGAACGACAGCAUCGAGGUUAAACGAUUCAGCUGUCUUUCAUACGAACGCUAAUGAACCGAUGCACGAGCCGCCAAGAUCACUUUCUUCCUUCCUCCGACCCUUAUAUUCUUAUAUUCACCCCUCCAAACACAAUCAGACUUCCUUUCGGAUGGAUAUUGCAGCAAGUUCUUUUAAUUACAAUAAUUAUCAUGCCUUUU
This is a messenger RNA of Seminavis robusta, 1806 nucleotides long. The record is from the annotation of a GenBank genome assembly. Lineage: Eukaryota; Bacillariophyta; Bacillariophyceae; Naviculales; Naviculaceae.